This is a messenger RNA of Megalopta genalis, 1269 nucleotides long. The record is from RefSeq and is a predicted model, not a curated record. Lineage: Eukaryota; Metazoa; Arthropoda; Insecta; Hymenoptera; Halictidae.
CACGUGUUAAAUGUGUUCAAACAAUUUAAUGCUCCUAUAUAUUCAAUUGGACGAUCUGAAAAGUUUGGAAUGACUUCAUAAAUGUCAAAGUUCAAAAUCGAACUGUCUUGGAUUCGACAGUGUUAUCCUUGAUGUCUCUAUGGGAAGAAACUAGCUACCAAUUAGAACGUCGUCAAACAAAUGUGGAAUGUGCAUUACAAGAGUUUGAUGGACUCAAAGAUAGAGCUGCGCCAGUUUACAAGUUGUCCUUUAACCCUGAUGUAAAACCUGUUAGGAUUCAUAAAACUUUAACUUCAAAGAUCACCGUAGCCGUGAUAAGAGAAGAAGGCAUAAACGGCGAUAGGGAAAUGGCGGCAGCCUUGGUGCAAGCCGGCUUUGAGGUUUAUGAUGUGGCAAUGCAAGAUUUAUUAGACAACAAAGUAACAUUUGACAGGUUCAAAGGUGUCAUUUUUCCUGGUGGCUUCAGUUAUGCCGAUGUCUUGGGCUCAGCCAAGGGAUGGGCAGCAAGUCUCCUCUUCCAUCCGUCUUUACAGAAGCAAUUGGAAGCAUUUAUCUCUCGUAAAGACACGUUCAGUUUAGGAGUUUGUAACGGAUGUCAAUUAAUGUCCCUGUUGGGAUGGAUAGGAAACGAAACCGGUAAUGUUGAAGAACCAGAGGUUUUCUUAGAUCAUAAUCUAUCCGAGAGGUUUGAGUGUCGGUGGAGUACGGUCAGAAUUGAUAAGUCACCAUCCAUAAUGCUGAAUGGAAUGGAAAAUAGCGUAUUAGGCGUGUGGGUUGCACAUGGCGAGGGAAGAUUUACUUUCAGAAACGAUGAUACGUUGAAGAAGCUUCAAAACAAUAAUUGCUUGGCCAUCAGAUAUACUGAUGAUUACGGCAACCAAACCGAACAAUAUCCUCUUAAUCCUAAUGGUAGUACAGGUGGUAUUGCUGGUAUCUGUUCCGCGGAUGGACGGCAUCUCGCGAUGAUGCCACAUCCUGAACGAUGUACGCAAAUGUGGCAGUGGCCUUGGAAACCCGCAGAUUGGGUGAAAUACGAGAUUUCGCCAUGGCAACGUAUUUUUGAUAACGCGUACGCCUGGUGUUUGUCUAAACAAUGAUUCAAUACAUUCCACACGAUAACAGCCUAUUAGUGUACAUAACAAGAUUGCCUAUGUUCUGAAUGAAUUAACUUUUCAUAGAUUAUAAAAUUCUUUAUUUUCUACUUUCUUAACAAAGUAUGGUAACAUUGUGUAGUCAAGUACAAUAAAAAUGGUAAAUUACAAUUAGAAA